Neurospora tetrasperma FGSC 2508 is the source of this 1636-nucleotide messenger RNA. RefSeq lists its product as uncharacterized. Gene Ontology annotation, biological process: post-transcriptional tethering of RNA polymerase II gene DNA at nuclear periphery; transcription elongation by RNA polymerase II; poly(A)+ mRNA export from nucleus. Gene Ontology annotation, cellular component: transcription export complex 2. The transcript has 2 exons. Bases 1 to 1479 code for a protein of 492 amino acids. The record is from RefSeq and is a predicted model, not a curated record. Lineage: Eukaryota; Fungi; Ascomycota; Sordariomycetes; Sordariales; Sordariaceae. Gene Ontology annotation, molecular function: RNA binding; double-stranded DNA binding.
AUGAGCCUCAUCGCGGAAUUUCUGACCAGCAUCCGCGGGUUCGUACAAACUCAAAAUGGUGACGAGCUCCGCAACUGGCUGCUCGUCGAGCCGAAUGUUGCCGCACAUUAUUAUGAGCUUGGGCAACAACUGAGGUCAACUUGUCCCCCUAAUUCUGACAAUAUCGAGAAGCUUGUUGAGAAGCAUCUGCCAGAAGAAGAUGACGUUCCAGAAGGACGAGGCUCGGCGUGGCCUGGCUUCAAUUCGUUCAUGGAGGAGUAUUUGAAGUACUGGCGCGAUGUAGACUUCAACGACAUCGUCAAACUUUAUGGCCGGCUCAGCGACCUGCUCAUAUCAUGUGCAAAUGCACUUGCUAAUCCAACAUAUGGCAUCAUGCUUCUACAAACCAGCAUGUCUCUCUCAGAGGCGCUCUCCAAGUUGGUGAUGAGCAUUACAAAGGAACCUCAUCUUAUGGCCCAGAUUCAGGGCGAUAUGACUGGCGAUGAAGCUGGCGAGAAGAAAUCGAUCGUCGAGCUUGCCGCAGAUAUCAUUCAAAAGAUCUUUACAUCGUGUCUCACAGAUCGAUCAACACUCUCCCUAUACCCGGCAUCACAACGCGUAACCUUUCUCUACUAUCUUGGCCGCUUCAACUUCGACCACGGCCAUUACAUGCGUGCCCACUGGUGCUUUGAAGAGGCCUACCGGCAAUGCCAUCCGCAAUUCCUCAAGCAUCGCCGACAGAUUCUGAUCUAUUGGGUUCCCUCGAACCUUCUCUUGGGACGUUUUCCCUCACAGAUGCUUCUCUCGCGGCCCGAGGCCGCCGGCUUCGGCGACAUCUUCAUACCAAUUUGCGCCGCCAUACGGACCGGCAAUUUCGUCGCCUUCCAUCAGGCCCUCAACGCCAGCAGAGACUGGCUCUGGGACCGUGGCCUCUACCUCACUCUUCUCUACCGUCUCAAACCGCUCGUCUGGCGCUCCUUUACGCGCAAGACGUUCCUGCUUACAUGGGAAGGCGCCACCGGAAACGAUCCUAACAUGAUGACCAACCGCGCCCCCGCCCUCUCCCUCGCCGACCUUGUGGUCACCGCCACCUAUGUUCAGAAGCUCCUCGAGGGCUACGUCCCCGUUGCCGCUGGCUCCUCCGCUCUCACUCUCGCCCCUCCCCCAGGCGGACAGCCGAAGCGGCUGAUGCCGUCGGAGGGCCUGAUCUUUGGAAACAAGCAACCGGAUCUCGACAGCAUGGAGUCGAUCGUCGCGGGCUUGGUCUACGCGGGCCUACUUAAUGGGUUCAUUGCUCGCCAACAAAAGAAGUUCGCGGUCGAGGGCGCCAAGCGCAAGGGCGGAAACGCGGUGGCGGCCGGUUGGCCGUGCCCGUAUGAGAGUAUCAUGGACCGGUUCAAGGAGGACUACGAGGAUGAGCUGGCGGCGGCGGAUGCGGGUGAGACGAACGAGCCACCUGGUGAAUUUGAAGAUGUACCGGGGUGGGUGAAAAUGGGUUGAUGAUGGGGUGUAAGAGGGAAGGUCCUUUAACAUGAAUAGGGAGGGACGAUUAUUGCUCUAUCAUUUCUCUUUUGCUUCUUCCUUUGCAAUCCUGCUAUAGAAAAGCCGACAUGACGCUAGACCGUAUCAGUAAGGUUGAAGCAUCACAUUUGUCCCA